Messenger RNA from Rosa chinensis, 909 nucleotides. Its product is annotated as 50S ribosomal protein L24. Lineage: Eukaryota; Viridiplantae; Streptophyta; Magnoliopsida; Rosales; Rosaceae. Gene Ontology annotation, cellular component: mitochondrion; ribosome. The transcript has 6 exons. Bases 148 to 627 code for a protein of 159 amino acids. The record is from RefSeq and is a predicted model, not a curated record. Gene Ontology annotation, biological process: translation. Gene Ontology annotation, molecular function: structural constituent of ribosome; RNA binding.
CAAAUAUACCCUCGUAAUCUCCAUCGCCAUCAUCCUCUCACGGCUGCAGUCUGUGCUUUUCUUUCUUUCCCCAACCCGCCUUUCAUCUCUCCGUUCCCAUUUCUCGUUUUCCGGACCUGAUUACAAAGAUAGCUGAUUUUGUUUCAAAUGGGUUGGAAAGCAGCUGAGAAACUUAUUAGGCACUGGAAGGUUCUUAGAGGAGACAAUGUGAUGAUCAUAAGAGGCAAAGACAAGGGUGAGACCGGUGUCAUCAAGCGAGUCAUUCGCUCUCAGAAUCGUGUAAUUGUGGAGGGCAAAAAUCUGGUAAAGAAACAUAUCAAGCAAGGCCAAGGUCAUGAAGGCGGGAUAUUCACUGUCGAAGCUCCUCUUCAUGCCUCAAAUGUGCAAGUUGUUGAUCCAGUAACUGGGAGGCCUUGUAAGGUUGGGGUUAAAUAUCUUGAGGAUGGAACAAAAGUUAGAGUAGCAAGGGGCACAGGAGCAUCAGGAUCUAUAAUCCCUCGACCUGAAAUCUUGAAGAUGAGGACUACCCCAAGACCUACCGUUGCUGGUCCAAAGGAUACUCCUAUGAAUCUUGUGUUGGAGAAGACAUAUGAUGCCAAAACAGGAAAGGGCAUGCCUGAACUUUGAGAGAACUAGUUUUAAUGUCAGUGCAGGUCAGAUGGAAAAUUUUGCAGAAAAAAGAUGGCAGCCAUAAUAGUAGUCGUAGUCUGGCUAAUGACUAAGAAUUUCUUGUACUGAACUUCUGCUUCAAUUCGUAUUUUUGUUGGAAUAUUGUACAGACUACAUGGCCAGAUUACCAGUUUGCUAUAGGAACUUCUUAGAUUCAAGGUCAUGAGUUCACGAACAACCAUUAUCAAUCACUCUGUUCUUGCAUCAAAUAAUAGUAUGAAGCGUAUUGGUUUUCUUGUU